AUGGGAAAUGGGGGAAAGACGGUGGUCGUCAGGCUCUGCAAGCAUGGAUGGAAGUCCAAGUUCACGAUAGACGUUCGUUUGAUGUUUGAAGGGCGAGGAACAGCAGAAGUAUGGUGGCGCUCCUUGCCCUGUGAACAGCCCCUGGGUCUGUGCUGCAGGCGGGUUGACCUGAGCGUGGUGCCCGAAGUGGCCGUGUCCGAGCCCUCCGCCGGUCAGACAAGUGGGGCUGAACGGUCCGGUGUCUUCCGGUGUCGAGUGUCGGAAUUCCGUCUGCUUGCCCCUUUACCCGAGCAACGUCCUCGGAGGGUGGGUGGAUGA
Messenger RNA from Neurospora crassa OR74A, 318 nucleotides. RefSeq lists its product as hypothetical. The coding region runs from base 1 to 318 and encodes 105 amino acids. Lineage: Eukaryota; Fungi; Ascomycota; Sordariomycetes; Sordariales; Sordariaceae. The transcript has 2 exons. The record is from RefSeq and is a predicted model, not a curated record.